Molecule: messenger RNA, 2187 nt
Organism: Aedes aegypti (yellow fever mosquito)
Lineage: Eukaryota; Metazoa; Arthropoda; Insecta; Diptera; Culicidae
Product: synaptic vesicle 2-related protein
Exons: 8
Coding region: 249-1892 (547 amino acids)
Biological process (GO): transmembrane transport
Cellular component (GO): membrane
Molecular function (GO): transmembrane transporter activity
Source: RefSeq, a predicted model, not a curated record
CGCAGAACUCGCGCGCGUGUUUCUUCCCACUCCACAACAGGCAAGGAGAUGCGGAUCUCUCCCCGAGUGACACUCCACCACCACUACCAGCAGCAGCAGCAGCGCGAUCGUCGUCAACAACAUCAACAGAGCAAUUAGCAGUGCACAGUGCAGUGCAGUAUUGAAGUCGCAACGGAAAGAUAAAGUGAUACCGUGGUGCAUCAAUACCCGGACACUUAAGUCGAAACAAAUGUUCAAAUUGUAAAAAGAUGUGUCCGGAUAUCGGUACCGUCCGGAUUUUGAUUCACCACGGUACAAGAAGAAAGUGUGAGAGUGGAAGCAACGGGCGGCAAAUGAUGAAGCCGCGGCGUGCGGGGGCCUCUCGGGGCUACGAGGAGAUGGAUGGUUCCAACGUGCCAGGGUAUGGGACGGGGGUCACUCGGAACGGAGCCACGGGAGCGUCGUCUAUCGGAAGCACCGGAAGCAGUACCGAUGCGACGAGUCCCAUCAACGGAAACGGAGGAGCUCCGCCGGAGUUCGAGUUGGCUUCGGUUAGCGUCGUGCCGGAUGAUACGUUUACGGUAACGCAGGCCGUCAAUGCGCUCGGGUUCGGGUGGUUCCAGGUGAAGUUGUCGCUGUGUGUGGGUCUGUGCUGGAUGGCCGAUUCGAUGGAGAUGACGAUUUUGAGUGUUUUGGGACCGGCGUUGCACUGUGACUGGGGCAUUACGAGGUACCAGCAGGCGCUAGUGACGACGGUGGUGUUUCUGGGGAUGAUGCUGAGCUCGACGUUUUGGGGGCAUUUGAGCGAUCGGUACGGAAGGAAGCCGGCACUGACACUGUGUGGUGUGUUACUUAUCCUGUACGGACUGUUGAGCUCAGUGGCGCCAAGCUUUGGAUGGUUGUUGCUGCUCAGGGGCUUGGUGGGAUUCGCCAUUGGAUGCGUACCACAAUCUGUAACACUAUAUGCCGAGUUCCUCCCAACAAAGCAACGGGCAAAAUGUGUCGUUCUGCUAGACUGUUUCUGGGCUUUGGGAGCGUGCUUCGAAGUGGCUCUCGCCUUAGCCGUUGGACCUAAUCUUGGCUGGCGCUGGCUUCUGGGACUUUCCGCAGCUCCACUGUUUGCUUUCGCCGUUAUUACUCCGUGGUUACCGGAAUCGGCCCGUUAUCACGUGGCCAGCGGUCAGAGCGACAAAGCUUUGACCACCCUGGAGCAGAUCGCCAAAGAUAACAAGCGACCGAUGCUGUUGGGCCGGUUGGUCGUCGAAGGACCCAGUGGAUCCCGUGGCAGUGUAAAAGCCUUGCUGGGAAGCUCUCUGAGAAGAACCACGCUUCUGCUGUGGUUCAUCUGGAUGUCGUGCGCCUUCUGCUAUUACGGUUUGGUUCUGAUGUCUACGGAGCUCUUCGGAGGAAAGAACAAAACUGUUCUACCGGAAACGGAAAACGAUUGCCACCCGUUGGCAACUACGGAUUAUAUGGAUCUGUUGUGGACGACUUUGGCCGAGUUUCCGGGUAUCUUCGCUACGAUUUACGUGAUUGAGCGAUUCGGUCGCAAGAAGACAAUGGCCUUACAGUUCCUUUUCUACGCGGGAUGCGUGCUUAUGAUCACCGUUACCGAUGUUCGCGUUUUUCUCACGAUCAUCCUGUUCAUGGCACGUGGCGUCAUUGCGGGUCUCUUCCAGGCCGCCUACGUGUACACUCCGGAAGUCUACCCUACGGCGCUGCGUUCAGUCGGAGUAGGCGGUUGUUCGGCUCUCGCUCGGCUCGGUGCCAUGGCGACGCCAUACGUGGCACAGGUUCUAUUCCAAUCGUCCAUUUGGAGUGCCGUUUCGGUGUAUGGAUUCUUCGCGGUUUGCGCCAGUGUUGCCUGCAUGCUGCUGCCGUACGAAACGAGAGGCACCGACAUGGGGCAAUGAUUUUUAUUUGGGAACAUUAUACUCACAGCGACAUAAACCAUAGCUGACACAAAGAUACCUCCUCGAUUGGUUAGGAACGAACAGAAGAAUCCCAUUUGUUAUCGCUCUUUAUUAUAGUCUAAGGAAGUAAGUGACGCAACUCUUGUUGACCGAAUGGAUCGUGUUUUCAAAAUGUUUAGAUUUUAGUGAAUGUGUGAAGUGUGUAUAUAAAGGACUAUUUAUUUAUAUUAAAUACCUUACUAAUGAUAUUUAUAGAAUAUUUUUUCGAAUAAAAUGUAUUUUCCUCUGUGUUUAA